AUGCACACUGCAUUUACAAACAUUUGUGAAAGAAUGUGCAAUCCAGUCCAUCCGUGAAAUUUCCUUGCUGCUAAAUAUGCCAUGGUCAACUGUUAGUGGUAUUAUAACAAAGUGGAAACAACUGGGAACAACAGCAACUCAGCCACGAAGUGGUAGGCCACAUAAAAUGACAGAGCGGGGUCAACACAUGCUGAAGCGCACAGUGCGCAGAAGUUGCCAACUCUCUGCACAGUCAAUAGCUAAAGACCUCCAAACUUCAUGUGGUCUUCAGCACAACAACAGAGUGUAGAGAGCUUCAUGGAAUGGGUUUCCAUGGCUGAGCAGCUGCAUCAAAGCCUUUCAUCACCAAGUGCAAUGCAAAGCGUCGGAUGCAGUGGUGAAAAGCAUGCCACCACUGGACUUUAG
Molecule: messenger RNA, 405 nt
Organism: Staurois parvus
Lineage: Eukaryota; Metazoa; Chordata; Amphibia; Anura; Ranidae
Source: the annotation of a GenBank genome assembly